Molecule: messenger RNA, 897 nt
Organism: Limanda limanda (common dab)
Lineage: Eukaryota; Metazoa; Chordata; Actinopteri; Pleuronectiformes; Pleuronectidae
Product: B-cell receptor CD22-like
Exons: 10
Coding region: 1-897 (298 amino acids)
Biological process (GO): cell-cell adhesion
Cellular component (GO): membrane
Source: RefSeq, a predicted model, not a curated record
AUGGUUUCUAUCGACGAGAUGGUACAGUGUGAGAACGGCUGGAAUAGCAGGUGUCGUCUUCCUGAUCCUCUGAACUACGUCUGUGGUAUGGAGUCAUGUCUGGAAUACUAUACUUCAGACGCUCCAAAGCCUCCCUCUGUGUCAGUGAGUCCCUCUGGUGAGAUCAUGGAGGGCAGCUCGGUGACUCUGACCUGCAGCAGUGAUGCUAACCCAGCAGCUAACUACACCUGGUACAAGAGAAGUGGAGAUAAACAAGUUCAACGUCUCAGUGAAGAGACACAAUUUGUCCUCAGCUCCAUCCGGUCGUCAGACUCUGGAGAGUAUUACUGCACAGCUGAGAAUGAGCUGGGAAGGAGUUCAGCAAACAUCUCUAUCACUGUGACAUACGCUCCAAAGCCUCCCUCUGUGUCAGUGAGUCCCUCUGGUGAGAUCAUGGAGGGCAGCUCGGUGACUCUGACCUGCAGCAGUGAUGCUAACCCAGCAGCUCACUACACCUGGUACAAGGAGGACGAGGACUCACCAACAGCAUCAGGACAAAACUUCACCAUCACUGAUAUCACAGCUGAACAUGGUGGAAAGUAUCAGUGUGAGGCCCAGAACACACACGGACGGAGAAACACCACCUUCCAUCUGACUGUUGGAGCAGGGAAGUCAGUGAUAAUCAUGCAUAUCAUCAGGUGCACUCUGGUGGUCGUGCUGGUUCCAGUGCUGGUCUGGACUCUGUGGACGAGGAUGAAGAAAACUCUGAGCUUGAAAUCAGAAGUGAAUGAAGCUGUGGAGAUGAUAGAGUUACACAACUCUCCUGAGUAUGACGACAUCGAUGCUGCAGCACAGACAGAAGACACCGAGGAGCAGGAAGACCUGGUGUUAAGCCUCAGGUGCACUGUGAUUGGUUGA